Messenger RNA from Kazachstania africana CBS 2517, 1677 nucleotides. It is a transcript of the gene EUG1, whose product is annotated as protein disulfide isomerase EUG1. Lineage: Eukaryota; Fungi; Ascomycota; Saccharomycetes; Saccharomycetales; Saccharomycetaceae. The record is from RefSeq and is a predicted model, not a curated record. Gene Ontology annotation, molecular function: protein disulfide isomerase activity. Bases 1 to 1677 code for a protein of 558 amino acids. Gene Ontology annotation, biological process: protein folding; response to endoplasmic reticulum stress. Gene Ontology annotation, cellular component: endoplasmic reticulum. The transcript has a single exon.
AUGAUGCCUUUAAGCUUCAAAUCACUCGCUUUAGGAUGUUUUCUUAUGUUCAGCCAGUUUUUCACGGCAAUAAGAGCUCAAGAUAUUGUCUUGACAGAUGCCAUUGCAACAGACAAUACUGAUAUUCAAAAAUUAUCACUAUCAGAUUUUACCAAGUAUAUUAAGAGUCACGAUUUGGUUCUAGCGGAAUUUACCAUGCCAUGGUGUCCUCAUUCGAAAAUUCUUCUACCAACUUUAAUGGAAGCUGCCACACGUCUAAAAGAGCAUGAUAUUAAUGUUAUUCAAAUAAAUUGUGAAAAUGAUACUAUGCUAUGUUCUCAUCUGACUAUCGAGAAGUACCCUACUUUGAAAGUUAUCAAGAAACACCGUUUGGGUAAUACCCCUGAAUAUACUGGUACAAGAACUGUUGAUGCCAUAGUUCAAUUUAUGCUAGAUCAGACAACUUCGGCAGUUCACAAGAUCGAAUCAGAUGAAGAAAUGGAAAAUUACUUACAGGAUGUCAAAUUACCCGUUGUUGUUAAUAAUGGGUUAUCGGAACUUUCGAAGGUUUUUGGUGAAACUGCUGAAAAUCUCAUCAAUCAGUUCGUUUUCGUAUCAAAUCCUAAUAAUCAUUCAAAUGAAGUUACUUUGUACAUCCCUAGAUACAAUAUCACUGGUAACUCAACUUCUUUGGAAACAGCAGUAUACGAUGGGUCUGUUGAGGACUUAGUUUCUAAUCCAAAGAAACUCUCAAGCUGGUUGUCAUACUCCAUCUUACCUUAUUUCAUGGAUGGUACUCCUGAAACUUUAGCUUUAUACAUGAAAAGUGACUUACCUUUGGCCUAUUUCUUUUACAGUGAUAGACAUGACUUUGAGAAUUAUAGAGACAUGUUUAAUGACUUAGGUAAAACUUAUCGUGGGAAAAUAAACUUUAUUGCCCUAAACUCGAACAUCGCACAAAAUCAUGUUAAGUUCUUGGAUUUGAAACAACAAUACCCAAUAUUUGUAAUUCACGAUUCAAGUACCAACUUCAGAUAUGCUUUGCCACAAUUGCCAGACGACGAAUACCUGGAGCUCAUAAAGAGAAAUGAAAUGGUACAUGUAGAGAAAGAUGAUAUAUUGAAAUUGGUUGAAGACUUCGCUAAUGGAGAGGCUACGCCAAUAAUGAAAUCUGAAGAAGUCCCUACAGUACAAGAUGGCUUAGUGUAUAAACUGGUCAGUCAAACGCACGAUGAAAUUGUUCACAAUCCUGAAAGGGAUGUCAUAGUUAGAUAUUAUGCACCAUGGUGUUCACAUAGCAAAAGGCUUGCAAAGGUUUUCGAAGAGAUGGCAGGUCUUUUUGCAUCAAAUGAAGAGUUUAAAGAUAAGAUAAUGUUUGCCGAUAUAGAUUCCACCAAGAACGAUUUAAUUAACUUCCCAGUUACGACUUAUCCACUUGUAGCAUUAUACCCCGCAGGCAGUACGGAACCUGUCAUAUUCAGUGGCAUAAGAAUUGCGGAGAAGAUUCUAGAUUUUAUCAAAGAAAAUGGUACCCAUCAUAUUGAUGGCAUUCCACUCCUUGCUGAAAUAAGAGAUGUCGUUAAAUUUGAUGAAAACGGUAAUGUUAUCCAUCCUGAAGAUACCGUUUCAGGUACUUCUUCAGAUACUUCCACAAGCACCUCUGCAGACGCUUCUACAGUGGCACAUGAUGAAUUAUAG